Molecule: messenger RNA, 1017 nt
Organism: Stylonychia lemnae
Lineage: Eukaryota; Ciliophora; Spirotrichea; Sporadotrichida; Oxytrichidae
Source: the annotation of a GenBank genome assembly
AUGAGAUCCCAGGCUUAAACUUCUCAAGAAGAGCAGUAAUACUAGUAUCAGAAUCAAGAGGGGGAAGAUAGCGAUUAAGACAACCAAGAUGACGACAAUUAGAGUGGAAACUCUGACAAUAAUAAUAGAUGGGAUGAGGAAGCUCUGAAGGAUAUGGAAUUCAUAGCAACUUUUCUCGAUAAUGAGGAGGAUAAUUUACCUGACAUGUUUGACAUUAAAAAAAUAAAGAAGGUGUAAUCUGACAACUGUGGCUUGUGUGAAAAACCUUUGAGCAGAAUAACAUUAGCUGGCACAUCAACAUAGAAAAGACACCAUUGCCGCAAAUGUGGAACAAGCGUAUGCAAUCUGUGCUCUCAAUAAAAGAGAAGAUUAAGCAAGGUUGACAAGAAAAAAUUUAGAGUCUGUGAUGUUUGUGAUACACUCAUGAGCAAUAAUAACUUUGAAUCAAUGUAUGAUAACUGCUUAAGGCAGCAAUAAACUACUUUGAAUGAAAUUAAGCGGAACAUCAAUAAGAGAGAGAUUCAAAUUAAACAAGCUAACCUCUAAAUGGAAAAGUAUAAAAAGUAAUUAGAAUAAAAACUAAAAGAGAUAUCCGAAAAGGAAUCUGAAAAGAGAGAAAAGCUUACUGAAAAAGAAGAAUUAUUAUCUCAAUUCAAAUAGGAGUACGAUGAAUAUAGAUAAAAAUUAGAGGAGAUGGAAAGUGACAUGCAAUAGAAAAAUGAAGUGAUAGAGAAGCUUUAAGAGUAGAAAUCGUAGUUAAAACUAGAAAAAAGGAAAAUUGAAAACUAAAGACAGAAGAAAGAGAGUGAGCUGAAGGAUUAAAAUAAAAAGCUGAAUGAGGUUUAUGGGUAAGAUUAUGCUCUUAGCUUUGAACAAAAUCACUAUCAGCAUAUCAACGACUAUAUUGAUAGAGAUUAAUUCAGAGAAGAUGAUGAUUGUGACUAUGAGGAUUCCCUUAGCAUUAAGGAUAAGAAUUUGGAAAAUGCAAUGAAAGAUCAAAAUUAUAAUCAUCAAUGA